Molecule: messenger RNA, 1533 nt
Organism: Chrysochloris asiatica (Cape golden mole)
Lineage: Eukaryota; Metazoa; Chordata; Mammalia; Afrosoricida; Chrysochloridae
Gene: APEX2
Product: APEX nuclease (apurinic/apyrimidinic endonuclease) 2
Exons: 6
Coding region: 1-1533 (510 amino acids)
Biological process (GO): base-excision repair
Cellular component (GO): nucleus
Molecular function (GO): DNA binding; zinc ion binding; DNA-(apurinic or apyrimidinic site) endonuclease activity
Source: RefSeq, a predicted model, not a curated record
AUGUUGCGCUUGGCAAGUUGGAACAUCAAUGGAUUACGGAGUCCCCUACAAGGGGUAGUAGGCCAGGAGCCCGGCAACGGCACCACCAUGGCCUUGGGUCGCCUUUUGGACGAGCUGGAUGCUGACGUCGUCUGUCUCCAGGAGACCAAAGUGACCAGGGAUGUGCUGACAGAGCCCCUGGCUAUCGUUGAGGGCUAUAACUCCUACUUUAGCUUCAGCCGAAACCGCAGUGGCUAUUCUGGUGUAGCCACCUUCUGUAAGGACAGCGCUACCCCAGUGGCUGCUGAAGAAGGCCUGAGUGGUCUGCUUGCCACUCAGAAUGGGGACGUAGGUUGCUAUGGAAACAUGGAUGCGUUCACCCAAGAGGAGCUUCGGGCUCUGGAUAAUGAAGGCCGGGCCCUCCUCACACAGCACAAGAUCCGAACAUGGGAAGGACAGGAGAAGACCUUGACCAUAAUCAACGUGUACUGCCCCCAUGCUAACCCCGGGAAGCCUGAGCGACUGGCCUUUAAGAUGCGCUUCUAUCACUUGCUGCAGAUCCGAGCAGAAGCCCUUCUGGCAGCUGGCAGCCAUGUGAUCAUCCUGGGUGACCUGAAUACAGCCCACCGUCCCAUUGACCACUGGGAUGCAGUCAGUCUGGAAUGCUUUGAAGAGGACCCAGGGCGCAAGUGGAUGGAUGGUCUACUCAGUGUCCUGGGGUGCCAGGAGGGGGCCCAUGUAAGACCCUUCAUUGAUACCUACCGUUGCUUCCACCCUAAGAAGAAGGGCGCCUUUACGUGCUGGUCUGCUGUUAGUGGUGCCCGCCAUCUUAACUAUGGCACUAGACUUGACUAUGUGCUGGGGGACAGGGCUCUGGUCAUAGAUACAUUCCAGGACUCUUUCCUGCUACCUGAGGUGAUGGGUUCUGACCACUGCCCUGUGGGUGCAGUCUUGAGUGUGUCCUCUGUACCCACAAAACAUUGCCCUUCCCUCUGUACCCGCUUCCUCCCAGAAUUUGCAGGCACCCAACUCAAGAUCCUUCACUUCCUAGUUAACCUGGAACAAGAUCCUGUGUUUGGUCAGUCAGAACUGCAGCUCAACAAUCAAACCCAGGUACAAACACGCCAAAACAAAAUCCAUGAGCGCUCAACCCAGCCUCAACCAUGUCAGGCUGGCUCUAGCAAAGGCCAGAAGAACCUGAAGAGCUACUUCCGGCCAUCCUUUAGCUGUGCCCAAGCCUCUCCAGACUUGGAGUGUCCUAGCGUGAUGGUGAAUCCAGAAGUGGAGGUGUCAGCCAAAGUGGUUGAAGUGCAGGCCAAGGCUUCAGAGGCCAAGUAUGGGAAGAAGGUGAAGAGCUUAUGCUGGAAGUCUGUGCUGGGAGGACCCUUGCCCAUACCCCUCUGUGGGGGUCACAGGGAACCAUGUGUGAAGCGGACUGUGAAAAAACCAGGGCCCAACCGAGGCCGCUGCUUCUACAUGUGUGCCAGGCCCCAAGGUCCUCCCACUGACCCCUCCUCCCGGUGUAAUUUCUUCCUCUGGAGCAGGCCCAAGUGA